Messenger RNA from Polychytrium aggregatum, 1610 nucleotides. RefSeq lists its product as uncharacterized. NCBI's taxonomy places the organism in Eukaryota, Fungi, Chytridiomycota, Chytridiomycetes, Polychytriales. The transcript is spliced from 4 exons. The coding region runs from base 209 to 1456 and encodes 415 amino acids. The record is from RefSeq and is a predicted model, not a curated record.
UCGACACCGCGCUUGAUGGUAUCAUGUGGCGCAGCCUGGUGUGACGCACGUGACUACACAAGCCACCUUCCAUCACGGAAACGAGCAAGCCCUGUUUUGGGGAGGUUUGGUCUGUUCUGGAUUGACUUUCCCGCCUCGUCGUUGUCAACCCUCCCCCUUCUUCUGGUGUUUGAUUGCCCUCCGAGGUCCCUCGGUCAAUCGCGCCAUCAUGUCGGCCGUCACCCCGAUCGACCCCACCAAUAUCAUGUGGAUCACAACCCACAGCUCGGUCCGCAUGAACCCGCAGUGCGCCACAGCCUCGAUGUCUGGGCUGCAGGUUGUCACCCAGUCGGGAGACUGGGUCUAUGCGACCAACCGCUGCAUGUGUCUGCCCUCGACUUCGGGCGAAACUUGCUUCUAUUUUUCGCUGUCGACGACCCUAAACACAGUCGAUUACAUCACCUGCGGCACCGACAACACAUGCAAGAGCAACUGUCAAGCCAGCGAAUUCUCCAUCGCAUCCGUCAACCCUUGCGCCAGCAACGGCUUCACGGGAACUUACAGCAAGAAUGACUUUACGACAUCCGACACCUGGGAGUCGGGCUUCAACACGCCGUAUUUUUACUACUGGUCCUACAGCUACAAUGACCCAACUUGCAAGAACCCUGCCUCUGGCACGAGAAUCCCGAUGUAUCCGACCUGCACCCAGGUGCUGAAUGGGGUGUAUUCGAUAACUAUCAACAACACCUUGGGCGGGACCAUCGAUGCAUACGAAUGCACCGACUCGACCUGCAGCACCUGCCAAUUAGCUUGGGCCCAUACCCUCUUUGGAAACGUUUGUCAGUAUGACUCGGGAUCAAGCGGGACCAAUUAUUCGACUUAUGAAGGGGGUGGAAUGCCCAGCACACCCUCUCUGACCUUUAGAACUGCCUUGCCGAGCAAGGGUGCUCCUACCCCAGCCGUCACCGGCGCAAGCUCCACGCCUUCUCCAUCCGAUGUACAGCCAGCCCAGAGCGGAAGCAAUAUGCCGUUGAUUGUUGGAAUGGUUGGCGGGUUUAUCGUUCUGCUCCUAGCGGUCGGCGGUGGUCUCGUCUUUUGGUAUCGAGUCAAGAUGGCCACCAUCAAGAAUCAAGCCCCUCCCGCUCCUCCUCCGCCUGAUGUGACUCCUGUAGGACCGCCAACCCAUUACCAAAUCUCAACCGCCAGUAGCGCGGUUCCCGUGGCAGCCCUGACGGUGCCAACCAUGCCAGUGUUUCCAGCAGCGGCUCAGGGAGGCAGCAGGGACAGUACUUUGACGGCGGUGCCUCCGCCAUACUCAACCCUGUCAUAUAACACUGAGACUGCAUCCAGCGAUAGUCAUUGGUACGGUGACGAUCGGAGCAGGGCAGAGAGAGAUGUAUUCGAGAACAGCAGCGGUACAACUGUGGUGCAAAAUAAACAAGGCACCCCCCAUUUCAGUGAAAUCAUUGGGUCGUGAACGCUCGGUGCGGGGCGGACAAGCCACCUGCUCUGCGCAGUGUCCAGCGGAGGAGGCACCUGCAUGAGAGGACAGCAUCUUUUCGUCGGAUCCAGGUCGUUCGCCGCCUUUGUCGUCCUGUUGUUGCACACACUCGGAGAUCCACUCGGAGAUC